Molecule: messenger RNA, 1706 nt
Organism: Sphaeramia orbicularis (orbiculate cardinalfish)
Lineage: Eukaryota; Metazoa; Chordata; Actinopteri; Kurtiformes; Apogonidae
Product: endochitinase A-like
Exons: 2
Coding region: 348-1286 (312 amino acids)
Source: RefSeq, a predicted model, not a curated record
UGGACCAGAAGGACCUUCCUUCAGUCCUUAUGUCCUCGCCUCCUUCAUUCCUGGUUUCAUUCUUUUUUUUAUCUUAUGGUCUUAAGUCUUUGCCUCCUUCAGUCCUUUUGUCCUUGUCCCUUCAAUCAAUCAGUCAAUCAAAUUUUAUUUAUAUAGCGACAGAUCAUAACAGAAGUUCUCUCAUGACACUUUACACAGAGUUGGUCCAAACCAGACUCUAAGCCAAUUUACAGAAGCCAGCAGAAUCCUCCAGGAGCAAACACUAGUGAGUGGAGACAGAGGAAGGAAAAAGUACCUUUAACAGCAGAAACCUGGAGCAGACUAGAUCCUCGUCUCCUUCAGUCCUCAUGUCCUCGUCUCCUUCAGUCCUCAUGUCCUUGUCCCCUCAUGUCCUCGUCUCCUUCAGUCCUUAUGUCCUCGUCUCCUUCAGUCCUUAUGUCCUUGUCUCCUUCAGUCCUCAUGUCCUUGUCCCCUCAUGUCCUCGUCUCCUUCAGUCCUCAUGUCCUCGUCUCCUUCAGUCCUCAUGUCCUUGUCUCCUUCAGUCCUCAUGUCCUUGUCCCCUCAUGUCCUCGUCUCCUUCAGUCCUUAUGUCCUCAUCUCCUUCAGUCCUCAUGUCCUUGUCUCCUUCAGUCCUCAUGUCCUUGUCCCCUCAUGUCCUCGUCUCCUUCAGUCCUCAUGUCCUUGUCUCCUUCAGUCCUCAUGUCCUUGUCCCCUCAUGUCCUCAUCUCCUUCAGUCCUCAUGUCCUUGUCUCCUUCAGUCCUCAUGUCCUUGUCCCCUCAUGUCCUCGUCUCCUUCAGUCCUUAUGUCCUCGUCUCCUUCAGUCCUUAUGUCCUCGUCUCCUUCAGUCCUUAUGUCCUUGUCUCCUUCAGUCCUUAUGUCCUCGUCUCCUUCAGUCCUUAUGUCCUUGUCUCCUUCAGUCCUCAUGUCCUUGUCUCCUUCAGUCCUCAUGUCCUUGUCCCCUCAUGUCCUCGUCUCCUUCAGUCCUUAUGUCCUCGUCUCCUUCAGUCCUUGUCCCCUCAUGUCCUCGUCUCCUUCAGUCCUUAUGUCCUUGUCUCCUUCAGUCCUCAUGUCCUUGUCUCCUUCAGUCCUCAUGUCCUUGUCCCCUCAUGUCCUCGUCUCCUUCAGUCCUUAUGUCCUCGUCUCCUUCAGUCCUUAUGUCCUUGUCUCCUUCAGUCCUCAUGUCCUUGUCUCCUUCAGUCCUCAUGUCCUUGUCCCCUCAUGUCCUCGUCUCCUUCGUACAAACCAAUUCUUAGUUUCUUUUUGUCUUUUCUGUAACUCAUUCUAAAACCGCUUCAUUCCAAAUGCGUUGUCAGAUCUCAUCUCUCAGACGAGCUCAGAGUUUCUGUCCAGGCAUGUGUUUCCUCCAGAUGAAUCCCUGUAGAUGGUUCAUUGUUGGUGACUUGGUUCUGGUGCGGUGGUUAAACGGACACACAGACUUGUUUUUGGAUCCGUUUACAUCGACGUCUCCUGAAUCUGGAUAAAAAACGUCAAACCCGACUUCGCCUCCGAUCAUCGUGAGCGUCUGUGAGCUUCAGGAAAAAUGUCCUGAGAGUUUUUUUUUUAAUUUUCUUUUCCUGUGAGAUGCACUGGAAUGCAUUACUAUAACCUGGUGUUUGUCUUUUGUAUCCUUUAGAUAAAGAUGUUUAAAUGAUCUUAAACUUCUAUCCAAUCUGUGAAUUGUAAUAAAGACAGAUAUUUAAUUGAA